Molecule: messenger RNA, 2702 nt
Organism: Danaus plexippus (monarch butterfly)
Lineage: Eukaryota; Metazoa; Arthropoda; Insecta; Lepidoptera; Nymphalidae
Exons: 3
Coding region: 414-2495 (693 amino acids)
Source: RefSeq, a predicted model, not a curated record
UGUUAUUCUUUUAAAUAUUCAAACCUACUCUCAUAUUGAUGAGGGAAAGUUAAUGACAUAAUUUUUGUGUUAUUUUAUAAUAUGUUAGUGUGGCUUGUUUAUAUAUCAUUCUGAGGUGUGAUUUGUGAGGAACAAGCUGUGUGUAUAGUAGUGCAUAUAUUUAACAAACAAUAGUUUGAAGCCCUUGUGAUUAGAUAAUAGAUAUAUUGUAGAAUAUUAAAGCACAUAAAACGUUUUCACUUCACGUCUACUGGGAUUAGCGACGUGCGCUGUCCGUGGCUGGCACGCUCCACUGCCGCUAGAGUGAUGUCCAUGUUUUAAAAAAGUGCGGACGCUAGUGACUUACUCGUUUAACAAAACAGAUAAACAAGAGGAGAAUUCUUUCAUUGCUAGUGAUGUGAUUUCAUGACAAGAUGUCGGAGGGAUCUGUGAGUACGACCAGUUCUCGGAUAAAGCAGUUCGGUUUAUACAGAACGAUUGAUGCGAGGACGGAGGAGUUCCUCAGGCUCUCGAGGAAGCGCCAGAUCAAACAGGGGUGCGCAUGCGCAGCCGUCUCCACGGCUAUAACUGUUACCAUAGUAGUUGUAGUUCUACUGAUCUAUGAAUAUAUGAUUGUUGUAGAAACCAAUUUAGUACAAAUUAAGAGACGAAUCAAUUUAAAUCACAGUAAUACUGACCAUCCCGUAGCAGAUAAGCUUGAUAGAAGUAAUUUUGGCUUCGAUCAAGAUUAUUAUGAAAAAAUGCCUCUUCUUGUAAAUGGUCUUCAAGAAAAUAGCUAUAUCGAACCAACGGUAGAACUGCCCGUUGCUGUUUUAAAAAGUGAUAGAAAAGCGAAAAUUAUUUACAUAAGACCCACUGCAGCGAGAAAAGUAAAUAAAUUUAAUGAAAAUAAAUUUAUAAGAAGAACAAGUCCAAGACCAUUUGACUUUGAAUAUAGGAGUCCCUAUCCGCAGCCAUUCGCUAAAUCUAAUGGACAUCCUAAGAAUUGGGUAGAAAGAUAUCGCAAUGCGGAAAGACUAAGGAACCUCCAUGAUGUGAUUAAAUAUCUUGAGAAAACCUUAAAUGCUAAGUUCGGAGAUAUGUACUUACCAAGCAAAGCACAAGUUGCGUUUUCAGGAGUUUUUAUGUCACCAACGAACAGUGAAGACGGGACAAAUGCGCCAAGUGGCGAUCUAAAACCUGCGAGCUCGAUGGAUGUUGAAGUGAGAUCCAAUCAUAAAUCGGACCCUCUUUAUAUGUUUAGACCAGAUAAUCCAGGAGAUGUAAACUUACUUGCAGACGGCUUCAAAUUUUCACCAACAAUAUUUUCAACACUAAAUAGAAAAAAUAGUUUAAAUUUAGCAUCUAAGUCUUUGUCAGCCCCACCCACGAAGUGUUUUGGCAUUGAAUGUAAUAAAGGUUAUAGAAACGUAUAUAAAAACGUAUAUUUGGAAAAUGCUGAUGAAUCCAAAACUAAUACUGAAAAAUCUGGUAACGAGCCCAAAUCAUUUAGUGUAAUGCUAAAUUUAAUGCCCCUUCCUACAAUGGACUCUUCGUCUACAAAAUUUAAUAAUGAAAAAGAGAAAAUCUAUUUGACGACCCCCAAACCUUGGUUUUAUUUUAAAAGGAAAACUAUAUUCCCUGUAAGAAGAACUUUCUUGAGAGGUGAACGACCUAAAUACAUUACAGGAAAACAGGGAAACUAUUAUGAACCUCUUUCGAAAAGAAAUGAAAAUAUUCCCGAAGUAAACGUUAAGUUCAAUAUAUUUUCAACGACUACUGAUAAAAAGACACGUAAUGAUCAAGGUGAUGUAGAUAAAGCUCCUCUAAGCACGAUUACCUCAACGGAACCUUCAGUUACUGAAUUUAAAUACACUAAUGAUGGCGAAAUGUUAAACUCUUCACACGUCGAGGAUUACCAUGUUGGUAGUUCUGGUAUUAUCCCUAUAGAAUUAAGACCAACGCUGAUGACUUAUCCAAUCAACACGCCUAUGACGCCCCUGACGUCAUCCGUAGCUUCUACUGAAACAGUGUUUACUAAUUCGCCCGAAAUAUUCAAGUUUAGUCCAGAGGACGCGCGAAUACCCGAUCACUAUCAGAAUAAACAGAACUCUGAUGUGAUUGAGUACGAUGAACCAAGAGAUGUACAGACGGAAUCCAACAACGUAGGAUUAACUGAAAGCGAAAACAAGGAUAUUGUUAGGCAAACACUCGCUAUAAAGUUGAGGAAUGUUGUUGAAACUACAACUGAAACACAAACGUCAGAGGAUAACAUUUAUAAUUAUAAUUCAGAAACUACAACUGGAAACGAAAUAGAGACAACCACAGGUACCUACGUUCCCCAGAUAAAUGGUCAUUACAGGGACAUGAAACGUAAGAUGUUGGCGACAAUUUUGCAAGAAAAUUCAGAGCGAUACCGAAGGAAAAGACUCGAAAAUCUACUUACAAUACCCAAAUCGACGUACGUACCGAUGUACGAUUUACGACGAAUACAAGAAAAUUCGAACAAUGAAUGAGUUAAAUAGAUAAAUUAAGUUAAUCGUUUUGUUAAACAACUUAUUCAUACAGUCUUUAAUUAGCUUUCGUAUCUUUGUAUACCUUAUUAUAGUAUCCCACCGAAAAUAUGGUUUCCAUCGGUUGUCCAAAAGUUAAAAGCUUUCCUUUGAUAAGUCCCGAAACUUUUUAUAACUAUGAUUAUUUCAAUAAAAUUAAAAUAACGACAA